CUCAACACAUAAAAUGAAGAUGCCGAACGGACGAAAAACAGAAACAAAGUGAAUGUAGAUAGAGGUAAACCACGAUAACUCUGGAAAAAAUAUAAAAAACGACAUCAAAGCGAGAAUCUCCUGUUUUUGGUGACGAAUCAUAUAUAGAACGCAUUACUUCUCAUUGUUUGCGAUUGCAUUGAGAUUAAAUGAGCAGCAAAGUGAUUUUCAGUAAAUAUUAAGACUACAUCACAAAAGGAACAUUUCAGUGAAAUAAAUACGUGAAAAGUCAUUGUGCUGUUGAUCAGUAAAGAAGCAAGAAAGUUACUGGUAAAGAAAAGUAUAAAGUUCAUCAAAAAAAAAAACAUAGAAAUAUAAAUAUGAAGAUAACGGUAACUACCUUGACGGAUAGCGUGUUUUUCUUGGAUGUUUCCGAAGAUCUAGAGCUGGAAAACUUCAAGGCAUUUUGUGAAGUAGAGUCUGGAACACCCAUAUCUCAGAUAGUUAUCCUCUUCAAUGGUGCUCCAUUGCUAGAUGACAAAAAACCGCUAAAAUAUUUCGGUAUCAGAGAUGGUGACUGUGUAAUAUUACAAAGUUUGCCAGUCGGUCGCAGUAUAGGUGCUCCAGCGACCGGUGGUCUAGGUAAUGUUCUAGGAACUGGUGUUGGUGGUGGCAGUAAUUCGGCGUUAGUACCAGGAUAUCGCCCUUCACCUAGCGACAUGGAUUACUCUGAUUCCGAUGAAUUUAAUGUCAACUACGAUGACGACCCAGCUGCAGUGCGUACAAUGCUUCUUUCAAAUCCGGAAUCGCUGUCCCUAUUGAAACAAAAUAAUCCGAAAUUGGCCGAUGCAUUAUUAUCGGGUAAUUUGGAAACAUUCUCUAAGGUAUUGCGAGAGCAAAUUGAUCUUAGAAAACAACGCCAGUUGCAACGUUUACGCAUGUUGAAUGCUGAUCCGUUUGAUGAAGAGGCUCAACGACUUAUUGCUGAAGAGAUUAAACAAAAAAACAUUCAAGAUAAUAUGGCAGCAGCUAUUGAAUACAACCCAGAAAUCUUUGGAACGGUGACUAUGUUAUACAUUAAUUGCAAAGUAAAUGGUGUCUCAGUAAAAGCGUUCGUUGAUUCUGGUGCUCAAACUACAAUUAUGAGUGCAGCAUGCGCUGAGCGCUGCAAUUUAAAUCGACUUAUCGAUACUAGGUGGAAUGGAGUGGCUAAAGGUGUUGGCACUCAACGUAUUAUUGGUCGGAUACAUAUGGUUCAGUUGCAGAUAGGAAACGAUCAUCUAACAUCGAGCUUUUCAGUUUUGGAAAAACAAGGAAUGGAUAUGUUGCUUGGCCUUGAUAUGCUGAAACGUCAUCAGUGCAACAUUGAUUUGCAGCGAAAUGUACUGCGCAUUGGUACAACUGGCACAGAAACGCCAUUCUUACCCGAAAACGAGCUGCCUGAUUGCGCACGUCUCACCGGUAAUUCAGAGGACGAAUUAAAGUUGUUGGAACAAUCAGCAAGCGAAGCUGAGUCACGCGCCAUACAACAAGCUAUCGAACAAAGCAAACAAGAUGCUGCUUCAACUUCGAAGAGAUCUCAAGGUGGUGCAGCUAAUGAUGUUUCGUCCACUGACAGUUUCACCGAGAGCGACGUCACCGAUUUGGUGAAACUUGGAUACAAUCGUACAGAUGUGAUUGCUGAGUUGCGUCGUCAUAGCGGUAACAAAACGCAAGCAACUGCCGCGCUCAUUGCCAAGUCAUUGAGAUUUUGAGAAGACGAUGGCGUCGUCACCACUGUCGCCGCCCUGAAACACUAAUAGAGGAAGGACCAAUAAAAUUAAACAAUAUACGUCUAAGAAAAAAAUAGAUAAGAAAAAAAAUAGCGAUUUAUUCAUGCCACAAUUUUCCACAUACAUAUUAUACUUACAUAUUUAUGUGUAAGUUUUUGCGCAAAAUUAUCGUCAACUGUUGGAAUAACGAUACGAAUAACAAACAGCGACAACAAUUAAAAAUAAGGCGUAAGCUUUAAUAAUGAAUUAAGCCUACCAUAACAUUCAAACUACCUCAGGCUACAGCAUUUCUUAUUUUAUACACACCGCAACGGACAAAGAAUGUGGCUGAUUUGUGGGCAAACAUCAUCAUUAUAAAAGUAAAAAAAACCCACACACAGGAAAAACAACAGUGAAGGUCGAUUUCAUUGAAAUUUUAUGUGAAUGUAAAAUAUCAACGACAAAAUUUGUUUACUAAUGGACUGGAUCAUACUUUUAUAACUUAAAUUUUUGGGGACUAGUUUCAUAAGAUAAUCGGAUUUUUCCGUUACAAUUUAUGGUGUACGAAAAGGGUUUGUAAAGGUAAAAGUAGCACUGCAAUAAGUAAUAUAAAAUUACUUAAUAAUAAAAAUAAUAAAUAGAUGAAAAUUGAUCAAACCAAA
Molecule: messenger RNA, 2392 nt
Organism: Bactrocera dorsalis (oriental fruit fly)
Lineage: Eukaryota; Metazoa; Arthropoda; Insecta; Diptera; Tephritidae
Gene: rngo
Product: protein DDI1 homolog 2
Exons: 6
Coding region: 360-1733 (457 amino acids)
Biological process (GO): proteolysis
Molecular function (GO): protein binding; aspartic-type endopeptidase activity
Source: RefSeq, a predicted model, not a curated record